GUUACCAAGUCUUGACUCUCUGCUCUUAUUCUGUAGCUAUCAUAAGACAAACCCUACAGGGACCCAGGAGCUGCUAGACAUUGCUAAUUACCUGAUGGAACAGAUUCAAGAUGACUGCACUGGGGAUGAAGAUUACACCUAUUUGAUUCUGCGGGUCAUUGGAAAUAUGGGCCAAACCAUGGAGCAGUUAACUCCAGAACUCAAGUCUUCAAUCCUGAAAUGUGUCCAAAGUACAAAGCCAUCACUGAUGAUUCAGAAAGCUGCCAUCCAGGCCCUGCGGAAAAUGGAGCCUAAAGACGAGGUAAAGUCCACAAGAAGAGGUCUGAAAGUGAAAGUUCAUUAACAAGGAUUUGGAAGGUACU
Messenger RNA from Cercocebus atys (sooty mangabey), 362 nucleotides. RefSeq names its product apolipoprotein B-100-like. Gene Ontology annotation, biological process: lipoprotein transport; triglyceride mobilization; cholesterol homeostasis. The coding region runs from base 95 to 343 and encodes 82 amino acids. The transcript has 2 exons. Lineage: Eukaryota; Metazoa; Chordata; Mammalia; Primates; Cercopithecidae. Gene Ontology annotation, molecular function: low-density lipoprotein particle receptor binding; cholesterol transfer activity. Gene Ontology annotation, cellular component: low-density lipoprotein particle; very-low-density lipoprotein particle; mature chylomicron. The record is from RefSeq and is a predicted model, not a curated record.